AUGCCGGAAGAUAUUCCAAAGGAUAUUCAAACUCUUCGCAUACUUCGUGCUAGUCUGCAGAGUGUAGAUUUAUUUACAAAAGAACUUGUUAAGGAUCUUGAAACAAUGACAAAGAACUAUGUAACCAUUGCAGAGAUAUACGAAGGAUGGAAGCGUGUUGUAGAGCAGGGAAGUGGAAGUGCAGAGAAAAGUUGA
Paraglomus occultum is the source of this 195-nucleotide messenger RNA. The record is from the annotation of a GenBank genome assembly. Lineage: Eukaryota; Fungi; Glomeromycota; Glomeromycetes; Paraglomerales; Paraglomeraceae.